This is a messenger RNA of Alternaria hordeiaustralica, 1371 nucleotides long. RefSeq lists its product as uncharacterized. The record is from RefSeq and is a predicted model, not a curated record. The transcript has a single exon. Lineage: Eukaryota; Fungi; Ascomycota; Dothideomycetes; Pleosporales; Pleosporaceae. Bases 1 to 1371 code for a protein of 456 amino acids.
AUGGAUACAUGGUCAACAAGAAGAACGUCGGGCUCCAUCAGCGACAUGGCCAUGCCUGACUACAUGUAUGCUUCUUCACAUCUGUCACGGAAAAGUCAACCAUGGAUGCCUGAAAGGUCCCAAUAUGACCAAGGCAUGAGUACAGAAUGGGAAGAUCAUCCGCCGAGGAAGGAAAAAGAGAAACAGCUCGUUGUCACCCUUCGAGAUGACCAGCUAGGGCAGAUUAUCCAAGCUAUGAGUCCACCGAAGCAGAAUCGUGAGCUAUCGCAUGGAUCGGGCAAUCAACGCCAUGAGAAUACUGGUCGCCUACCGACUGCUUACAACUACUGUCCCCCAAAGUCAGACAUCAAUCCCCCUAUCAACCGCCCGUCGUCGGCGGCCAUGGCGCGCAAGCCAUCAUACUCGGACUUCAAUAAUGCCCUACGGAACGCAUCGAAUAAGCAGUCACCAAUUAAUCAGCGGUUCCACGAUGCGAUGAAUGACAAACAGCCUACGAUGAAUCACCCUUCCUUCUCAAACAACAAAGAGAAUCGUCCACCUUCGCAAUCGCGAUUGCCUACUGCGUUUCCAAACGCGAACCGUGUUCCGACGCCGAACCCCUUCGCGCAAAGGCUUCCAACCCAUAACUCAGAUGUUUCCAUGAGAGACCCAUCUCCGGCACGUUCAAGUAUGUACAGGUUCAGUCGGAGCGAAGCGCCACCUCCGACCAUUGAGCCUGCUAAGUUUGGGUCAGCUCACGGCCCUUCAGCUGUGAACAUCAGGAGCCGGAAGGAAGGCCUGGCAUCCGACUCACCGAGGCUGUCUGAUCAAGCAAUGCGCCAUGAUCAGAGCUUGCUGCCAUCGUUAAACUCAGGUCCUCGGACUGCACACAUACCCAUCUUUGAGGAUAAAGACGACUCCUUGCACAAUACCCAGAAGAAUAUCCCUGAUGUAGUGGAGAUCAUCGAUGUGGAUGCCAUCGACCCCCACCUACACACCAAUGCUUCCUUCGAGAGUAACAAGCUCUCUCCGUUUAAGCCCUGCCACAAGACUGGAGUGUCGCUUUCAAGCAUCGACAGUACCGGCCGUCUGGAGAGACAGCUCUACAGUGCCCUUGGCGAGGAAUUGGGCAGCUUUGAACACCAUAUCGACACUACAGGCAUGGGACCUGAACUCGCACAAGCACUUGGUGGUGCCACGGCACAUUCCGACCUCAGCGGCUCCGGUAUGCUGAACCCAAACGCUCACGAAUUUGAGCCAACAAUCAAGCGGAAGAGGCAGAGUACCAUGGGUGGCAGUCGGGAGAGAAGUCCGAUGACUAAGAAAGAGAAGGCUGACUUGCGAGCUGGCGACGAGCAGGAGGAAGUGGUGGUGUGUAUGAGGGGGGAUUGA